GACUGUCAACCCAGCCAGGUCCAGGGGGUUAUUAGGGACCCAGGCACUGUGUUCUCCCCCCACUGCCAUGUGGGAACUUCGGUCUGCCUCCUUUUGGAGGGCCAUAUUUGCUGAGUUCUUUGCCACCCUCUUCUAUGUCUUCUUUGGGCUGGGAGCCUCACUACGUUGGGCCCCCGGACCCUUACAUGUCCUGCAAGUGGCUUUGGCCUUUGGCCUGGCGCUGGCUACAUUGGUGCAGACUGUGGGUCACAUCAGUGGAGCCCACGUGAAUCCUGCGGUCACUUUUGCCUUCCUUGUGGGCUCCCAGAUGUCCUUGCUCCGUGCGUUCUGCUAUAUAGUAGCCCAGCUUCUGGGAGCUGUGGCUGGAGCAGCUGUGCUGUACAGCGUCACCCCACCAGCUGUCCGAGGAAACCUAGCGCUCAACACGCUGCAUGCUGGGGUAAGCGUGGGCCAGGCCACCACUGUGGAGAUCUUCCUGACGCUCCAGUUUGUGCUCUGCAUCUUUGCUACAUAUGAUGAGAGGCGGAAUGGCCGCAUGGGCUCUGUGGCCCUGGCUGUUGGCUUUUCCCUCACCCUGGGACACCUCUUUGGGAUGUAUUACACUGGUGCGGGGAUGAACCCGGCCCGCUCCUUCGCUCCUGCCAUCCUUACCAGGAACUUCAGCAACCACUGGGUGUACUGGGUGGGCCCACUCAUUGGAGGAGGCCUGGGCAGUCUACUCUAUGACUUCCUCCUCUUCCCCCGGCUCAAGAGCGUUUCUGAGAGACUGUCUGUCCUCAAGGGAGCCAGACCCAGCGACUCCAAUGGACAGCCAGAGGGCACAGGGGAACCUGUUGAACUGAAGACUCAGGCCCUGUAAAAGCUCCAGUUGGAGAGAGAAGCAGAAAGCCAAUGGGUUUCAGGGAGGGCCAAGCCGGCCCUUGGAUGAAGAAAGAGACUGUGGGGAGGGGCAUGUACUUCUUUAUUUUUUAACUUACGUUUUUCAUUUUUUUCCUUUUGCUGUGUGAAAUCUUUCAAGUUGCAUUCACGACUGGUUGGUGCAAACUUCCCUUCCUCCCCGCUCCAGCUACCUUCGCCGUGUGUGCACGACUGUUCAUAUGAAUGUGGGUGCGUGCGGCCGUGUCUGAGUUUGCGGCACAGAAGCUAGGGAAGGGGAAAGAAGUGUCAGCCUGUAUGUCCUUCCCCACCCCAGUUUGGGGAGCACAGGGAACCCAAGACCUGAAGUCUCUGGCCUUUACCCUGCUUCCAGUCAAGUAUAUGCAUCUUGAUUUUUGAGGGGUCACAGGAGGGGGGUGGGUCAUUCCUCUGAGAAAGCAGGCAGAGAGGAGGAAGGAAGGCAUUUCAGGGGUUGGGAGGUCUGGUGGGAGAGGAAUCCAAGAUUUUAUUUUCAGAUCACCACGAAAGUGUACCUAAGUGAGGGAGUUAAGGGGAGACGAUAGCCUACGGAUCUCAGGGAUGCUUGUCCCAGAGACUGGGGUGGAAGCUCUGAAAAACCUAAACAAGCCCCUUGAGUUGUUCUGUAAAGCCACAUAAGCCUGCCUAUAUCCACCAGCUGGGCUGCAUGUGUGUUCAUUCAGAAGCCUUAGACCACAGACUUUCCAACAGAAACAGGGGUUAGGCAAGUUUAAAAGGUCCUGCCUAAGAGCCCGGGACAAACAGUACUGAAGCUCAGAAUUGCUCUCUGAGGCUAAAACAGGAAAUCUGCUGUCCAAAGCAAAUUUACAGGAGGUGAGGGAGGGGCAAGGUGGGGGAUUCAUUUAGAGCCAACUGAACUUUGCAAAUGGCAUCUCUGUACUUUUAUCACUAGCUCCACAGUCUUUUAUUUUUGUAUGUGUUUUCACUUUUCUCCCACAUACCCUUUCUGCUAAUUCUCCCUCAUGACCCAGAUAUCGAUCUCCUCUAUCUAAAUGCUUAAUUAGAUGACUUUUUUUUUUUUUGAGCCCUAUCUUGUAUUUGUUGGUAAGAUAGCCAUUGUCUCAGCUGGGGCGCAGGUGACCCUGACCGAACAAGGAAUAUUUAUUGCAGAUCUUUCUAUUCUGUGCCUCCUGUAUAUACUAUGCAAGCUUUAAAACAUAUGUCUAUAAGAAGGCAGACAACCCUCAACUCCAUUCCAAACAACAAACUCUCUCUCCACUUCCUCCCAAAUAAAACACAUCUUUUCUAACUA
Messenger RNA from Mastomys coucha (southern multimammate mouse), 2167 nucleotides. RefSeq names its product major intrinsic protein of lens fiber (gene Mip). Lineage: Eukaryota; Metazoa; Chordata; Mammalia; Rodentia; Muridae. Gene Ontology annotation, biological process: transmembrane transport. Gene Ontology annotation, cellular component: plasma membrane; apical plasma membrane. The record is from RefSeq and is a predicted model, not a curated record. Bases 68 to 859 code for a protein of 263 amino acids. The transcript has 4 exons. Gene Ontology annotation, molecular function: water channel activity.